Messenger RNA from Tremella mesenterica DSM 1558, 198 nucleotides. RefSeq lists its product as uncharacterized. Gene Ontology annotation, biological process: translation; protein-RNA complex assembly. Gene Ontology annotation, cellular component: ribosome; cytosolic large ribosomal subunit. Gene Ontology annotation, molecular function: structural constituent of ribosome. The record is from RefSeq and is a predicted model, not a curated record. The transcript is spliced from 3 exons. The annotation marks the transcript as partial. NCBI's taxonomy places the organism in Eukaryota, Fungi, Basidiomycota, Tremellomycetes, Tremellales, Tremellaceae.
CCCAAAGAAGUCACCGAUAUCAAAAAGUUUCUCGAGAUCGCUCGGAGGAAGGAUGCGACCCUCGCUCGCAUCAAGAAGUCGGCGGCCGCCAAACCAGUAGUUGUCACCAAAUUCAAGAUCCGUUGUUCUCGAUACCUGUACACACUCAAACUGCACGAUUCUGACAAGGCUGAGAAGCUCCAACAGUCUCUUCCCCCU